GAGGCGUAUGGCGGCCGCCCGGCUGAGGGCGGUUGUUGUGGGAACGGCGGCGGGUCAGGCCUCCCGGGUCGGGUCGGAGCGGGCGCUCCCGGGAGGCCGGUGAAGGCGGGCUGCCGAGCACGGGGCGGUUCCCGGGAGACGGGAAGGGCCGGUCCGCCAUCGCGGGGAGCGCUGUGGAUGGAAAAGAAGAGUUCAUGGUUUCUGGUUUGCAUAAUAGCAGAGGCUGAGUAGGCAUAAAGGAGACUGUAGUGCACGUGAGAAGUGUCAAGCCCCUUUGCAAGGCUUUGCUCUGUAAAAAAGAAGACAUGAAUCCUACAAAUGAUGAUCCGGUGUUUGGGACCAUUUUUGACUGGGACUAUCUUUUAUGGGAAGUUCGUUUGACGUUUUUAGCUGCUGGUUUUUUAAUCUACCUGGGAGUAUUUCUUCUGUCUCACUGGUUGUCUUCAUGGAAAAGUACCACUUAUCGUGCCUUGUAUGCAAAGGAGAAGGUGUUUUGGAAUAUGGCGGUCACACGUGGUGUGUUUGGACUUCAGAGCUGUGUUGCUGGAUUAUGGGCUUUGCUCAUAGAUCCUGUUUUUCAUGCUGACAAAGUGUAUUCACAGCAAAAGUGGAGUUGGUUUAACUGUUUAAUAGCUGCUGGAUUUUUCUUGCUUGAAAAUGUAGCCGUUCACAUGUCCAACAUUAUUUUUAGAACAUUUGAUGUGUUCUUGGUAGUCCAUCACUUGCUUGCUUUUGGUGGCUUGGCUGGUCUAGUAAUCAAUGUGAAAUCUGGACAUUAUCUGCCUUUGAUGGGAAUGUUGCUGGAGAUGAGUACUCCCUCAACGUGCAUUUCCUGGAUGCUUCUAAAGGCUGGCUGUGCUAAUACCUUUUUCUGGAAGGCAAAUCAGUGGGUGAUGAUCCACCUGUUUCACUGCCGCAUGAUUCUUACUUACCACAUGUGGUGGGUGUGUAUUUUCAAUUGGAAUUCUGUGAUGGAAAAUCUGGGACUUCUUCAUUUUAUUGUUUUAUUCUCGGGAUUAUUUGCUGUUACACUAAUACUUAACCCAUACUGGACAUACAAAAAAACUCUGCAACUCCUCAGCCCAACUGACUGGAAUUUUGAAAAUAAAGCAACGGAAAAUGGGAAAUUAAAUGGUGAAACACAUCAAAAGAAGAGGAUAUAAUACCGAAACAGCUGUUUACUAAUGGGGUAGCGGAAGAAUACAAUGCAAAGUAGUUCUUUGCCCAUGAACUAGAAGCUUUUGCAAGAAGCUCGUUAACACAGUGAUUCUUUGCUGGUAUUAUUCUGUAAGCACCAGAAGUAUUUAAAAGCAUUAUUUGUGAUUCAUAUGUGCAUAUGUGUAAGAUCUUCAACCUCUUAGUUAUCAAUUACACCAACAGUUUUGUCAUUUGGACAGUAUUUCAUGAUUUAGUAGACACAUGCUCCCUAACGGUAUCCUUUGUCCUAAUGCUUCAAAAUGGCUUAACAGUUGUCUAUUAAGCUCAGCUUGAAUCAAGUUUAGCUUGAAUCCUAUUUCACGUGUGUCGGAGAUGCUGACACUGGAAAUUCUGUUGUUCAUGAAGAUCAGUUAUGACCCAAGUUAGGUAUGCACAGGUACCUAGUUCUGUGUGCGAUUAAGUCAUUCCAAAUGGCUGAAUUGGUCAGUGGUAGAAUGUAGUCAUGGCUGGGGUUUGGAUGUUUUUGUUGUGUUUUUUUGUUUGUUUGUUUUAAGUGCACUUGAGGAAGAUAAUCAAUUGAGUGUUCACUGUCAAAGUGAGUUGUAGUUUCCAGGUUGCCCUCAGUAUGGGAUGAGUUCAUAUCAACCACAAACAAGCACAUAGGCAUGGAGGCAUUCGUUAUACUGGCUGUCCAGUCAGGUAAUCAGUCCCUUCUGGACUUGACAUCAAUUAAAUACAAGAGGCAACAAUGGAACGUUUGACUCUUUCGUCCUGGAAAAGCUGCUGGUUGAUUGGUAAAGUUAUUUUCCUUGUAGGUCCCACAUGAGUGGUCGUGCAAUUAGUUCCACCGGUUAUUUUGGAAAUUCUCUUCCUUAUAGAGGGUUUUAGAAACUGAGAUGACUCCCCUGUGGAGGAAGGCCCGUAUCACCCCCUUUAGGAGUUCAGUUGUUCUUUUAGUAUUUUUAUUUUACUUUGAAGAACGUAUAAAGGGACACUAACAAUCCUUUGUGCUUUAUCUGCCACAUCACUAAGUGUUUCCCUGACCUAAGGAAUAGGAUUGCUUUUUAGAUAGGAGGGGAUUGGCAAAUUUUGGUGGAUGUUCUCCCACUAAUAGUAUUGGUCUGACGCUUGCUGGGUGAAAUUUUGGACGGCGGAUGGUGGUAUAAAGGUCGCGAUAGAAGAGAGUGACACCUAGUGGCAGGAGAAUGACAAAUACUCAUUAGUUUUGACACACUGAACUAGUGAGAUAAAAAGCCCCUCAUUGGAAACUUUGUCAUGUGGUGUGACAUGACUGCCACACAGAUUUAUUUCCCAAAGUGAUAUGAUGGGGCAAGCCCAAGCUGUGAAGAAUUUUAGCUCAAGGCAUGUGUUAGAGGCUUUGCGUACUGGUCUGUGGUGGAGCAUACUGUUUUAAGUAUGUAAGCGAAGCACUGGUGUAAACAACCCCAUUUUAUUAAUUUUUGGUGAGAAUGUUUUGGAUUUUGUUCUGAGUGAAGGGAGGAAGCUGGUGGGCAGCUUGCUGUGUUCCCUCAUUCACUUUGUGUGAGCACAGAGUUGAAUGGCUGCUCUGUGAGGGGGAGGAAACUUCUUACUGCUAUGGCACAAACGUAUAGCCAGAUCUUCUUGAUAAUAACAAAGUGGUGAAUGUCUGAAAUUGCCCAUCCAAAUCUGGGCUGAGAGGGUCAUAGUAAUUUUACACAGUAACACUAUCUGCUAUUCUGCUGAUGCUUGGUAGAGAAAAUUUAAAUUUUGAGCUACCUUAUUAUUUCUAAGCCGGCCCGAAUGAGGUUGCAAUGCCUUUUGGCAGUGUGGCCUGUCUGGAUGCCAUCCUAUAGAAAAAAGGGUUCUCUCAGGCUGAAAACUUUGUACCUCUCCUGAGGGGUUGUGUGAGUGAGAGAGUAAUGUUAAAAGUACUUUAGAAUAAAGCGGAGGGAUGAAUUCCUCAGAAACAGAACCCCGACAUAUGAUCCAAACGCAUGUCUUGCAGAAUCCAAACCUCACUUGCAGGGGGAAGGCAGAGGAGAAGUCACCAGAUAACAAAAUGAUGGUGUGCUCUGUGCGCCUUAAAACUUAAAGGUUUGGAUUGAAUGAGGCAAGGUAAUAAUUUUAAACAUCCGAGCUGCAGAAUUCUGAAUAAUCCUGACAGAAAAUGGAAGCUUCAGAAGAGAAAUAAGUUUAACCAAGUGUGUAAUUCUUACAGCGGCUGGCUAAAGGAGGUGAAGUUUCUAUAUGCUAAAGUAAAACAAUGUGGAGGAUUGGGGUUAGUAGUGAAUUUGGGACGGAUAAAAGAGAUUAGGUGUGAUCCAAGCAGACAGGUGGAUGGUUAUGUCAGUGGCACCAGAAUUCUAAAGUUUAAUAUUUUGUAUUAUUAAUUUGUAUAAUGUUAUUAAGUGGAUUUUAAAUCUUUCAUUAAAAGUAUUUUUUAUCACAAUGCAA
Molecule: messenger RNA, 3594 nt
Organism: Calidris pugnax (ruff)
Lineage: Eukaryota; Metazoa; Chordata; Aves; Charadriiformes; Scolopacidae
Gene: CLN8
Product: ceroid-lipofuscinosis, neuronal 8
Exons: 3
Coding region: 306-1163 (285 amino acids)
Biological process (GO): lipid homeostasis
Cellular component (GO): membrane; endoplasmic reticulum
Source: RefSeq, a predicted model, not a curated record